Molecule: messenger RNA, 741 nt
Organism: Coccomyxa subellipsoidea C-169
Lineage: Eukaryota; Viridiplantae; Chlorophyta; Trebouxiophyceae; Coccomyxaceae
Exons: 7
Coding region: 1-741 (246 amino acids)
Source: RefSeq, a predicted model, not a curated record
AUGUGGACACCCAGGACGGCGCAGGCUGCUCUGGUGCAGUUCCCCGCCAGCUCCCUGCACAACAAAUACUUCCUGGUGAGGGCUGGAGAGGGGGAGUCAGAGGCGGAGAACUACGUGCUGACUAACCCAGUGGCCAAAACCUCCAUGAGCUCCGGCCUCAGCCAGCGCGGCAAGGCACAGGUGGUGCGGGAGACUGCUCCGGCGUUACGGGCGAUGGGGGCGUGCGCGGCGGACUGCUGGUUGUGGCCCAGCAUCACUCAACGCUCCUACCAGACCGCAGAGAUCCUGGGCGCGCUUCUCGGCGUCGGCCGCUCGCGCAUCGUCCCCGAAUAUAGCUUCCUCGACCCCCGGGGUCUGGGAGCAUUGGAAGGCCUGACCUGGGAGUCUGCUCGCUUGCAAGUGAACACUGGCGACCAGUUGUCUCCAGAAUGGAGACCACCCAGGGGUACGGAUGGCACUCCAAACGAGAGCAUCUCGGACGUCCUAGUGCGUAUGUUGUUGUGCGCGGCGCAGGUGCUUUCAGUGAUGGAGACGCAGUACAGCGGCGCGAAUGUCAUCGUGGUGUCCCCGGACUCGGACAACCUGUCAGUGCUGCAGGCGGCGCUGCUGGGACUGGACCUGCGGCGUCAUGGCGACCUGGCGAUGCGGCCGGGGGAGGUUCGCGCCGUAGAACUGGCCGCUGAGGCGCCCGCUUACUACUCCGGCAAGGUCACAUGCGCGCGGCCGCCCAACUGCCUCUGA